Hydra vulgaris (swiftwater hydra) is the source of this 1470-nucleotide messenger RNA. Its product is annotated as RNA-binding protein Musashi homolog 1. Gene Ontology annotation, cellular component: cytoplasm. Gene Ontology annotation, molecular function: mRNA binding. Gene Ontology annotation, biological process: regulation of translation. The record is from RefSeq and is a predicted model, not a curated record. NCBI's taxonomy places the organism in Eukaryota, Metazoa, Cnidaria, Hydrozoa, Anthoathecata, Hydridae.
GUUGAAAUAGUUUAAAUUCCACGUGUCGAGUGCCGCGUCUGUAGACAUCAGGAGUUGAUUACUUUUUUGUUUAGAGGAUAAUUGCUAUUGUUUAAAUUAAUAGUAAUACGAAAUAAAUGGUCCCAAACUUUUUUUCAUAAUGGAAGAUGAAGAAAACACCGAAUUCGAUUUGAAUCCAAUGGAAACCGAUCCAGGGAAGAUGUUUAUAGGAGGACUGCCGAGCCAGACAACGGCAGAUAUUUUGCAACGUUACUUUGAAAAGUUUGGUGAGGUCAAAGAAAGCGUUGUAAUGCGCGAUUCAGUUACAAAACGAUCGAGGGGAUUUGGUUUUGUCCGCUUUGUUGAUCCAAAAUCUGUAGACCAAGUUCAAAGCUCUUGCCCUCACAUCAUCGAUGGAAAAAAGAUUGACCCCAAAAGAGCUGUUCCAAAAAAGUCGCCACUACCUGGUCAAAAUCAGUUUAAAAAGGUUUUUGUUGGUGGCUUGCCUCCUGAUACAACUGCAAGAGAUUUGACAGAAUAUUUUGAAGCAUUUGGAAAGGUGACUGAGGUUUUAUUAAUGCAUGAUCGCACAACUAAAAGGUUGAGAGGUUUUGGCUUUGUUACUUUUGAAUCGGAUGAUGCAGGAAAGCAUGUCUGUGAAACAGGUUUUCACAAACUCAAAGGGAAGAAUGUUGAAUGCAAGAGAGCUCAGCCAAAAGAAGCUAUGAUGUUGCAAGGUAAAAGCCAAGGGUUGGUUGGUAAUGUAGUAAACCUUGCUCCUUUUUCCAUCGGCCGUGGAUAUCAUAAUGGUUUAUCAACUGUACCUAUUGGAUUUGGUUUUCCUGAUUGGACUUGUAACCCACAAAUUUAUCAACACUUAGCAAAUUCGGUGCAUUUUGGGCGUGGAAGAGGUUAUACAUCAAACUAUCAAGGUUUUAUCAAUGUUUCUGACCACCGACGCGGCAAUGACCAAUAUUUUUCAGAAUAUACUCCCGUACAGACACCAACAACAAUUAGAACUGAUGUAUUACAUUCAAAUGAUUGUGGUCAGGAAUAUGAACAAAAUAAUUUUAACACUGUUGGGUUAACAUACCACAGUGCAACAAAUACUACACCUGCUUCACCACUCUCUCAAGUGUUUAAUCAGACUGCAUCUGGUCAAGACUUAGUUGGCUAUACAACAAAUUCUAGAGCAGGGUUGUCUGAUCAUCAUUUAUAUCAUAAUGGUCACCAUGCUUGUUCAAACACACAAGCAACUUUCUGUCAUAGAAUGCCUCAAAUUACAUUAAGACAAUAAAGAAUUCUAACAAAUAAAAUAAUACCUGAAAAUCGAAAACGAAGUUAUAGAUGAAAAUCGUAGAGCAUGCUCUGUGUUUUUACAAGAACUUUCGGAUUUCCUCAGUUAUAACUCACAAUUUCCUCGAACUUAAUAAAAAAUUAUUGUACAAUAAAAUAAUUAAUUAUUGUUAUUAAUUACUGAGGUAUCGUUUU